UGCGUUUUUCGGGAAGCGAGGUUGUUCUUCACGAGGAAAAGGAUAAUCUAACUCAGAAGUAUCGCGGAUUAAUAAAAAAACUGGGGGAAGAAAAAGCAACUAUUUUGCGACAGAUAGAAAAAAAAUUAAUGAUUGUAACUCCUCUCCGGCAAAAGGAUGUCAAAACUGGUUAUUGUUAUUUUUGUGAUAUAACCAUUGCCCCCGGCCUUCCUUACAAAUUGAAAGUUGAAGAGCAAGACACCUUAGGAAUUGAAGUUGCCGAAGGAGCGGCCUUUUGUUCCCAGGAGUGCUUAUUAAAUUAUUGCAAAGAAUAUAAAAAUCGCGAAAAACUUCGCCAAGAGGAAGAAAAAAGAAGCAAAGAAAAGAUUGCCAAAGAUCGAAAAAUGGUAGAGAAGCCGGAAAAUGUUGGUUUCUGGCGCCGUCUCGGUCAAAAAUUAGGUUUAGCAAAAAAGCCCAAUCCCCUUUCUCGGCUGGAAAGAGUAAGAAAAUUAAAAGGAGAAUUGAAUAUUCAGUUGGAGAAAGUCGGGGAAGAGUUGCAAAAAUCCUUAAUAAUUCUUUCCCUGGACGAGCAAAAGGAAAAAGAGAGAAAAAAUUUGGAAGAAAAAAACCUCCUCGAAAAACGAAGAAUUGCCACAAAAGAGGAAGAAGAAAUAAAAGAGUGUCCUAGUUGUUUACAGGAAAGAUUAAUUGUGGAUAAGAGAGAACAAAUGCCAUUGUGGGUUCCUGGUGUUGGUAGUAAUAAGGAAUACAACCUAGAAACUAUUGACCGUUUUGGGAGUUUUCGAAGUUUGAAUAUUGCUAUGGUUUUAAGAUUAAGAGAAAUCGAGAUUAAAGAAAGACCAAAAACAGUUCUUCGAGAGCAAGAAAGAAUAUUAGUUUGUGAUUUUCCUACCAAUAAAACCCCUAAGUAUUCCAGUAGAAAAUAUACUCGUUGUCGAAUAUGCGGUCGCUCCGGAUCGGUUUUUAAGGACACUUUACUUUGUCGUAUCGAUUUUCGCAAGCAAGUCUAUGAGGGUCUACUACCAGGAUGGCGAAAGGGUUCAUGGUAA
Messenger RNA from Scutellospora calospora, 1049 nucleotides. NCBI's taxonomy places the organism in Eukaryota, Fungi, Glomeromycota, Glomeromycetes, Diversisporales, Gigasporaceae. The record is from the annotation of a GenBank genome assembly.